AUGAAUAUUUUUAUUAUUGUUCAUACACAACUAAUUGAUGCCGGAACAAAAAUGAUAAAUAAUUAUUGCAGCAAUUUUCCAAAUCCAUGUAAAAACAGUGGAACAUGUUUAUCGAUACCAGCAGGUGGUUUCGUAUGUACAUGUAGUACAGGUUUUACAGGAAAUCUUUGCGAUUAUCCUAGUGGUGGUACAUCAAAUAAUUGUCUUCCUAAUCCAUGUAGAAACGGUGGAUCAUGUACAAACCUAGCUGGUGGAAGUAUUCGUUGUAGCUGUCCUUCAAGUUUUACAGGCCUCUUUUGUGAACAGCCUAUAGGAACACUUAGUUCUAAUGCUUGCCAAAAUAGUCCUUGCUUUAAUGGUGGAUCCUGUGCUGUUGUGUCGGGUGGAGGUUUUCGUUGUAUAUGUGGUCCUGGUUUUACAGGUGCUCGUUGUGAAGCACCCAGCGGUACACCUGGUGGAACUGGUUCUAAUGUUUGCCAAAAUAAUCCUUGUUUUAAUGGUGGAUCCUGUGCUGUUGUACCGGGUGGAGGUUUUCGUUGUAUAUGUGGCCCUGGUUUUACAGGAACUCGUUGUGAAUUCUCCAGCGGUACACCAGGUGGAACUGGCUCUAAUGCUUGCCAAAAUAAUCCUUGUUUUAAUGGCGGCUCUUGUCGAAAUCUUUCCGGUGGUUAUUUCCAAUGUAUUUGUCCUUUCGCUUUUACGGGAACUCGUUGUGAAUUAUCCAGCGGUACACCAGGUGGAACUGGUUCUAAUGCUUGUCAAAAUAAUCCUUGUUUUAAUGGUGGCUCUUGUCAAAAUCUUUCCGGUGGCUAUUUCCAAUGCAUUUGUCCUUUCGCUUUUACGGGAACUCGUUGUGAAUUAUCCAGCGGUACACCAGGUGGAACUGGUUCCAAUGCUUGUCAAAAUAAUCCUUGUUUUAAUGGUGGCUCUUGUCAAAAUCUUUCCGGUGGCUAUUUCCAAUGUAUUUGUCCUUUCGCUUUUACGGGAACUCGUUGUGAAUUAUCCAGCGGUACACCAGGUGGAGCUGGUUCCAAUGCUUGUCAAAAUAAUCGAUGUACAAAUGGUGGAUCCUGUGCUGUUGUACCGGGUGGCGGUUAUCGAUGUUUAUGUCGUGCAGGUUUUACUGGGAUCUAUUGUGACAUAUCGUUUACUGCACCCGGUGGAUCUCAAUUAACUGCUUGUCUUAAUAAUCGCUGUGAGAAUGGAGCAUCAUGUGAAAAUGUACCUGGUGGUGGUUACCAUUGUAUAUGUCGUCCAGGCUUCAUAGGCCAGUUUUGUGCGUAUCAAAUAUCAGGCUGA
Messenger RNA from Rotaria socialis, 1299 nucleotides. The record is from the annotation of a GenBank genome assembly. Lineage: Eukaryota; Metazoa; Rotifera; Eurotatoria; Philodinida; Philodinidae.